AUGAAUAGCUACGUCCGUUAUUCAGCUUGUGCCAUAUUCGUAUGGAUGCUCUUAAAGGUGCUCCGCGUAGGAAGGCGAGAGCCUUUCCUUCCACCUGGGCCAGCUGCAGUACCUAUUCUCGGUAAUCUUAACAUCUUUCCUAAACUCGAAGCUCAUUUCAAACUGACGGAAUCGGCGCGUCAAUACGGGGGAUUGUACUCGAUCAAAAUGGGUCCCGGAACGGCGAUUGUAAUCACCGAUGCCACGGUUUUGAAAGAUCUUAUGGACAAGCGAUCUUUAUCAACCAUUGAUCGACCUCCGAACUACAUAGCUGACCGGGUCACUGGAGGAAUGAGCAUGGUUAUGUCUCGAUACACGGAGAAUUGGCGCAUUCUUCGGCGUGCAUCUCACGAAAUAUUAACACAAAGCGCAUGCGCUCGACAUAUGGCUAUUCAGCGGGCAGAAUCUUCGCAGCCACUGCACGAUUUUCUCACCGAUCCCAAGGGAUUCUAUACUCAUAUUAGGAGAAAUUCAGCUUCAGUUAUUUUAUCCGUAUUGUUUGGUAAACGGGCACCACGCUUUGAAACCAAGGAAGUGUCGGACUUUUUCGAAGUCCAACAUAUGGGAGAGGAUUUUAACGCCAGGUUCCCUUCCCCAAUCGAUUUCCUUCCCUUUGUUAAAUGGAUGCCCCGGCCACUGGCUCGAUGGAAAGAUGUUUGUGAUGAGACCCGUAGACGUAGACGCCAGCGUAACCUCUACUUUGGGCUCUUGCGUGAAACUGAAGAGCGAGUUGCAAACAACUAUGAGAACGGAUGCUUCAUGGAAGAGGUCCUCACCAGACAAGCAGAGUUUGGAAUAAGUCGAGAGCUGGUGGGGUACCUUGGCGGAGUAAUGAUCGAAGGCGGGUCGGAUACGACAAGUUCAUGGGUCCAGUCUCUUAUCUUGGCCCUGGCCGCGUUCCCCGAGGCACAGAAGAAGGCUCAGGACGAGAUCGAUAAAGUUGUCGGGGCAGAUCGGUUGCCAACUCCGGAUGACUUCUCUGAGCUGCCAUAUAUUCAAGCAGUCAUCAAAGAAGUUCAUCGCUGGAGACCAGCAGCUCCCCUUGCCGUCCCUCACGGAACUGUCGACGAAAUCUCUUACCGAGGCUACCGAAUUCCAGCUGGCCCAACAAUCUUCGUCAAUAACUGGGGUAUGCUUCACGAUCCAGAUGUAUACGAACGCCCCGAAGAUUUUUGGCCCGACCGCUGGCUGCAGAACGAGUUUGGCACCAAACCUGAGUGGAAGGAGGUUUUGCCCCGGUGUGCAUCUAGCAAAAAUAGUAUAAUGGUUAACACGAUGAACCUCGUGUGGGGCUUCAAUUAUGGUCCUGAAAUUGAUGAAAAGACCGGAAAGCCUAUUCCCAUCGAUACCUGGAACUAUGCAAAGGGUAUCUUGACAUGUCCGGAGCCAUUUAUGGUUACCAUCACUCCUCGUAGCAAGCAACAUGCAGAAGCGUUGGAGCAUGAGUUUCAAGCUAGUAGUACCGCUUUUGCUCCGUAUGAAAUUGGGUUGGGAGAUGAAGACAAGGAGUUUAUCAAGUCUCAGCGACUGGAUUCACUUCCGAAACCAACUUUUUCGCAGUCACGUUUGGCCCCAGGAGCGAGUGUAGCUGCUAUCAAGACCUCAUCCGUGAUGAGGAAUGACGAAACAGAACAUAACUUACUUGCCGCUUCCUUUGGGACGCUAUCGGUGCUUCACCAGUUUUGUCUCACUUCUCUACGCACGCAAAUGUUCCCUGAUACCGACAAGUUGGUGCAUCGUGGAUUCAGCCGAUCCCAUAUCCAAUCUAGCACGGGAAUGUCAUCCGGCGGCGGCGCCAUUCCCAGCAUGGACCUGGAAAUGACUUGGCCUUAUGCCGACAACUGUGGAAUUGACGAAGAUGAUCCUGAUCCUGAAGGGGUCCAGACGAUUCUGUCUAUAGCUCCUGCCAUGGAUAGUAUCUCAAAGAGAACACACUUCCGUUUGUACUCCAGUCCUGUAAACUCGCGCUGGGCUAUCGUUGCUGUCUUCGAGCCCCUUAAAAUAGCGCAUAGUGCAAAGGAGAUGAUUGUCCAGCUAUCAUCCGAGGAUACACGAACGAGGUGCAUCCUAAUAGCCAAUGAUGCAUGUGUUUGGAAGGCAAUUGACAGUAGACGAAGGCGUCUCGUUUGUCUCCCACCUGACCUCGGAGGUGCGAAAAAGAGUUCUAAAUUCUUGACUGAGUCAUCCACAUUCGCCCGAGCUGAACAUACAAGAUGCUUUGCAUGUAUUGGACGGUACCUUGAGGUAUUCACACUCCAAAUAUACACUCAACCAAUGACAGCCUGCAUCCAAUUACUAGACGGGCUCCGGCUUUUCGAUCGCAUGUUCCGAGCUACCAGGGCAGCUUAA
Molecule: messenger RNA, 2388 nt
Organism: Rhizoctonia solani
Lineage: Eukaryota; Fungi; Basidiomycota; Agaricomycetes; Cantharellales; Ceratobasidiaceae
Product: cytochrome P450 family protein
Exons: 15
Coding region: 1-2388 (795 amino acids)
Molecular function (GO): heme binding; oxidoreductase activity, acting on paired donors, with incorporation or reduction of molecular oxygen; iron ion binding
Source: RefSeq, a predicted model, not a curated record